GGGAGCCGCCCCUCGUUUCCGGCCGCGCGUGAGCCCCGCGGUUUCGGGAGCGGAUGGCGCUGGCGGGGCUGCUGCUGGGCCGAGGCGCCCGGUGGAUGGCGACGCUGACGCAGAUGCACCGCCUGGGCCGCCCGCGCCGCACGCCGCCGCCGCCGGGCCCGCUGGAGGGGCGCCCGCAGGUGAAGGGCGUGGUGCUGAAGACGCUGAUUCGCAAGCCGAAGAAGCCCAACUCGGCCAACCGCAAGUGCGCCCUGGUGCGGCUGAGCACCGGCAAGGAGCUGGUCUGCUUCAUCCCGGGCGAGGGCCACAACCUGCAGGAGCACCUGGCCGUGCUGGUGGAGGGCGGCCGCAAGCAGGACCUGCCCGGCGUCAAGGUGCGCAUCGUGCGGGGCAAGUACGACUGCGCCCACGUCAAGAAGAAGCAGGCCUAGCCGAGGGCUGCAUCGGGCCGGCUGGGGCAGGCUGUUGGCAGCGGGUGGAAAUCCACCAGGCUGCCUAAAGAAACGACUGCCCCGGACGUCCGCUUCUACAGAAUUUGGAGAUGAACAUUAAACAGUGUGGAUGUCAGUCCCA
Candoia aspera is the source of this 573-nucleotide messenger RNA. It is a transcript of the gene MRPS12, whose product is annotated as mitochondrial ribosomal protein S12. Gene Ontology annotation, cellular component: ribosome; small ribosomal subunit. Gene Ontology annotation, molecular function: structural constituent of ribosome. Gene Ontology annotation, biological process: translation. The record is from RefSeq and is a predicted model, not a curated record. NCBI's taxonomy places the organism in Eukaryota, Metazoa, Chordata, Lepidosauria, Squamata, Candoiidae. The transcript has 2 exons. The coding region runs from base 54 to 431 and encodes 125 amino acids.